UGUCACCGCCCCCCUGCGGCGGUCCAGCACCCGGCGCCGUUCCCUCCUCCACAACAGCAGCGGCAACAUCGCUCCAAUGGUGGGAAUCGCCACCGUGGCUGCGGCGGUCAGCGAGGCAACAGAGCCGGGGGUGGCGGGAACCAGCCCUGCUAUCCCAAUCAGCAGCCUACGCCACCAUGAAACGGUGGCUACAACCCCUGGACGGGGGUCGUGCAUGCGUACAACAUGCCAGUUCUGCGACCCCCCGCCCCAGGUCUUCUCGGCUCGCGCCCGCCGACUCACUGGGCGCUGCUGGCCGCCCCGCAGCCGGGCCCUGCCGCCUCGCCCUUCAGCUUCCGCGGCCCACCUAUUGCCACCGCGCCCUUCGGCCAUGGCGGCCCGCCCGUCGCUCCACCUCCCACGCCUCCUACGUACGGGGCUUACGGGGCCUUUGGUGGCGCGCUGGCCUACUCAGGCGCGUGGGAUCCGGCGUUGCUUGCUGCCCUCCAGCAAACCCCCUCCCCGGCGACGUACUCUGAUGGCGGUGAUUGGUUCAUGGACUCCAGCGGAACAGCCCACAUGUCUGCACACCCGGGACACUCGCACCAUGAUGGUACUUCACCGAUGUGAUAGUCCCGGCGAUUUAUACCCUGUUCAGUCGCCGCCUUCUACUCCAGGUGGUCCUCGAGCUCUUUCUGCCGGCAUUGAUCUUUAGCAUGCUCGUCUUGGGCAUCCUAGGUCUACAUCGCUUCGUCAAAUAAUGAGGGGUUUUUCUUUUUCAUAUAAUAAAACGGAUGCUCAUACAUGUGAAGCAUGUCGUCUAGGCAAACAUGUCCGUCUCCCUUUUAGUUCGUCAUCCACAGUUGCGUCUUUUCUGUUCGAGUUGAUUCAUAGUGAUGUAUGGACCUAUCUGAUUCCCAGUAAUUCAGGCUUUCUUUAUUAUCUUAUCAUACUGGAUGAUUACUCACACUUUGUGUGGACAUUUUCUCUUCG
This is a messenger RNA of Triticum aestivum (bread wheat), 972 nucleotides long. Its product is annotated as actin cytoskeleton-regulatory complex protein PAN1-like. The transcript has 2 exons. NCBI's taxonomy places the organism in Eukaryota, Viridiplantae, Streptophyta, Magnoliopsida, Poales, Poaceae. The record is from RefSeq and is a predicted model, not a curated record. The coding region runs from base 226 to 609 and encodes 127 amino acids.